Molecule: messenger RNA, 531 nt
Organism: Octopus sinensis (East Asian common octopus)
Lineage: Eukaryota; Metazoa; Mollusca; Cephalopoda; Octopoda; Octopodidae
Exons: 1
Coding region: 1-531 (176 amino acids)
Molecular function (GO): nucleic acid binding; zinc ion binding
Source: RefSeq, a predicted model, not a curated record
AUGUUCAGUGAAGAAAUAUUGUUAUUCAACACACGUUGGAAGUGUUUGAACGCGGAGAAAAGGGAUGACGUAGACUAUACCACUUAUGCGGGUAGAAUGAAUAGAGAGUGCGAGAUAUUUAAACUGGAUAAACUAACUUCAGAUACGUUCAAGUGCCUGAUUUUUGCUCAGCGACUUACUGCUAAAAAAGACGCAGAAGUAAUGAUGAAAAUUCUCGCAAACCUGAAAGUGAACCAGGAUAUAACUAUCCAGAAACUGUCAGAAGAGUGCGAUAUGGUUUUAAAAGUAAGACACGACACAGAAGAAAGCCAACGCAGAGAUUGUUUACAGAUGAAAUCAGUGCGAAUGAGUCGGAAGACAGAUAAAAUGUGUCACAAAAAACACGAUAUAUAUCAGGAGGUAAACCUAUGUGUGGUGUGUGGUGGUAGGCAUCUAAGAAAAGAAUGUCCGUUCAAAAAUGCGAAAUGUUUGCGUUGUGGUAACACAGGACACAUUAAAUCGCACUGCACAACUAAGAUGACGAAAAAUUGA